Molecule: messenger RNA, 3771 nt
Organism: Gavialis gangeticus (Gharial)
Lineage: Eukaryota; Metazoa; Chordata; Crocodylia; Gavialidae
Gene: FAR1
Product: fatty acyl-CoA reductase 1
Exons: 12
Coding region: 98-1654 (518 amino acids)
Biological process (GO): long-chain fatty-acyl-CoA metabolic process
Cellular component (GO): peroxisome
Molecular function (GO): alcohol-forming very long-chain fatty acyl-CoA reductase (NADP+) activity
Source: RefSeq, a predicted model, not a curated record
UAGCGGCUCACUCCAAGCCAGCUGCUGAAGGUAGUAGCUGCGACCGCAGUGCGAGGAGUGUUCAGCCUAGCUCAGCGGAGGUGGUAGCACGGUCACAAUGGUAUCCAUCCCAGAAUACUAUGAAGGAAAGAAUGUCCUCAUCACAGGAGCUACUGGCUUCUUGGGAAAAGUGCUUCUGGAGAAGCUGCUACGGUCUUGUUCUAAAGUAAAAGCUGUUUAUGUAUUAGUGAGACGCAAGGCAGAACAGAAUCCUCAAGAGCGAGUGGAAGAAAUGAUCAGCUGUAAGCUCUUUGACAGGUUGAGAGAAGAACAACCAGACUUUAAAACAAAAAUAAUAGCAGUUACUAGUGAACUUACGCAGCCUGAACUGGACCUUAGCGAGCAGGAUAAAGAAACUCUCAUAGACUGCAUUAAUAUUGUAUUCCAUUGUGCGGCUACAGUCAGAUUCAAUGAAACAUUAAGAGAUUCUGUUAAAUUAAAUGUGAUUGGAACACAACAGCUCAUCCACCUGGCUCAACGAAUGAAGAAACUAGAAGUAUUCAUGCAUUUUUCAACUGCAUAUGCAUAUUGCAAUCAAAAGCAUAUUGAAGAGAUCGUCUAUCCACCUCCAGUUGACCCCAAGAAACUGAUAGAUUCUUUAGAGUGGAUGGAUGAUGGUCUAAUAAAUGAUAUUACCCCAAAACUGAUAGGCACUAGGCCUAAUACUUACACAUAUACAAAAGCCUUAGCAGAAUAUGUGAUGCAGCAGGAAGGUGCAAAACUGAACAUAGCCAUCAUAAGGCCAUCCAUUGUUGGUGCUAGCUGGAAGGAGCCUUUCCCUGGGUGGAUCGACAACUUCAAUGGACCUAGUGGUAUUUUUAUUGCUGCAGGAAAAGGAAUUCUUCGAACAAUGAGAGCCUCCAACAGUGCAGUGGCAGAUCUUGUUCCAGUAGAUGUAGUUGUCAAUGCAACACUGGCUGCAGCCUGGUAUUCUGGCAUGAAUAGGUAUAACAGACCAAGAAAUGUCCUGGUGUACAACUGUACAACAGGUGGCACCAAUCCUUUCCAUUGGGGUGAAGUUGAACGCUAUCUAAAUUUGAGUUUCAAGAUGAAUCCUUUAGAACAAACAGUAAGGCGUCCCCAUAUAAAAAUAUACAGCAACUCCCUUUUGCUUCAGUUCUGGAGAACAGUUGGCCAUAUACUGCCUGCAUUAUUGAGUGAUGUUGUUCUCAGGUUGACAGGUCAGAAGCCAUGGAUGAUGAAAGCAAUAACUCGUCUUCACAAGGCAUUGAUGUUUUUAGAGUACUUUACAAGCAAUUCGUGGACCUGGAGUACUGACAAUAUGACUAUGCUAAUGAACCAGCUAAGCCCUGAAGACAAAAAGACAUUUAAUUUUGAUGUUCGACAGCUACAUUGGGCAGAGUACAUGGAGAACUACUGUAUGGGAACUAAAAAAUAUGUACUCAAUGAGGAAAUGUCUGGUCUCCCUGCAGCUAGGAAACACUUGAAUAAGUUAAGAAAUAUACGCUAUGGUUUCAACACGGUUCUUGUGAUCCUGAUCUGGCGUAUCUUUAUUGCAAGAUCACAGAUGGCAAGAAACAUCUGGUACUUCGUGGUUAGUCUGUGCUACAAGUUCCUCUCCUACUUUAGAGCAUCCAGUACUAUGAGAUAUUGAAGUUGAGAAUUCUAGCAUUAGGACAUCUAUGCAUAUGGUGAUCUAACUGCACAAAGUCUGUCAAACGUACUUAAUCAUCUCAUCUUUUGUAAAGGCAUCAAAUCAUCUUAAAGCUGGAGUGUGAAAAAUAUAUACAGUGCAGUAUAUGUAAUGUUUUUAAUUGUCAAUUUCCAUGAAAAUUGAGAAAUAAAAUGCUUGAAUGAAUGCCAGAUCAAAACUGGCAUUAAAUAAAUUUUAAUAUUAGCACUAACCCCUUCCCUGCCCCCCCCCCAAAAAAAAACCCCCAAAAAACUCUGACCUGAGAGAGGGUUUGGACCACUGACCAAUGUAACUGUGCAGUUCUGUGAGGACCUGGAUUUAAAGUUUGCCUUAACAACAUUUAUUUGCUCAAGACAUCUAAAUCAAAAGAGUAACAGGCUUACAACUGGGCAAAAACCAAUACAAGAGAGAGUGGAUCUUUUGUCAGUUGUUAUUGGAGGCUCCUUUCUCUGGCUGUUCUGUUUUUGCUUUUGGCAACUAUUUCUUCCAUCUCCAAGUUAAUCCAAGCAUGUGAUGGGAAUUACUAAAAAAAAAAAAAAAAAAAAAAAAAAGGAAAUUACUAUUAUAGUUAGAAGGCUGUCCAAUCUAGUCUUAAGAAUGCAAAUUGACUCUUUUUUUCCCACAAAUACUCUCAUUAAAAUUUGAGAGGCAUUCGCAUGUUUGAAAGCGGAACAGAUUUUGUUGCAAUUCUUUUUUUAAACAACAUUUAAAAAGAAUAAAAAAAGAUGCCAGUGGUUGAUUUACUCUUCACCCUAAAUGAUGGAACAUCAAUAUCUGAUGUAAUAAUUACACCCCUGAUGUAAGGUAUUAGGCUGUUCCAGAGGAUACUUUGUAUCCUUUGCUACUGUUUAUAGCAUUUGUAACUUAACUGUCUGGGCAAAUUGUACUGUUUCCAGAAAGAUGAAAUGUUUUUGUUUUGCCAAAAUAUGGCAUCAUCAAUACUUCAAUGAGUGAAAAUUUUAUUUUUGAAUGCAAUUCUAGAAGCUUGACACUUGCAUAUGCCCCUUUUUAACUGGGGAAAUACAGGAAGAGGAAUCCUGCUUCAAAACUUUCGUACGUUGAUUAACAAAUGACACGUUUAUUAACUUGAAUAUUUAGGAGUGAACUCUUGGCUAAAUUUGAAGAAGUCUAUUUUUGGCAUGUUUUUGUUGUAGGGGAAAUGCAUUUAUAAAAGUAGUAACUUACUUGCAAGAGAGCUGAAUUCUAUUUUAAUGUAACAAUUUGGACUUGCCCUUUAAUUCUGUUGCAUAGAAUUUGAAGCCUUUUUUAGCAUUCCUUUUUUUAUUGACAUACCAGUGUGGUGUACACUCAUUAAUGAUCCAUUUGUACUGUACUUAAAUCAGCAUAUGUAUUCUUGAAUCAACUUGGAAAGAUAAAUUAUGAACUAAUAGUACAAAAAUUUAUAUAAUACGCUGACCUUGGUAUUUUGAUUUGUUGUCCUAUUUGAAUUAAGUGUGUAAAGAGGUUAUUUUGCUAUUCUUGUGGAAAUACUAACUUUAAAAGCGAGCACCUUCUUUCGUGCAGGUGUAUAUCUAAUUUCGGAAUGAUGAUAGCUUCCUUGUUGAAGCUAAAUAUUAUGUAGUAAGUAGUUAAACCAUAGUUCCUUUUUAAGCCACUUAUGUAUAUAAUUCUUCAGUUAUACAAAUCUCUGGUCUAGGACCACACUGAAGUGUGAGAGACCUGUGGCAGAAAAUUUAAUUGUGGCUUCUUUGAUUCAGGAUGUUACACUUUCAAAAUGUGCUAUUCCGUAUAUAUUUGUUAUAGCUGCCUCUGGGCAUCCUCUUUGAACCUGAAAAAUAUAGUUGGCAAAAUGUAGCCUUUUGCAGAGGGUGCUUAGGAUCUAAUUACCCACCCCUCUCUGUUCUUUGCCAAGAGACAUACUUACCAAGAUUGAAGAAAUGUCGGUUAUGUUCACAUAUUUCUACUUUGUUUGACCCUUGUAACUCUGUCAUUUGUAGAUAGCUACUUUGGGGCUAAUUCAUUUUAAACUGAGGAAGCUAUAACACCACUGAAUUGAUUCUCUGUUCCAUAAUGUUGAAUACUGUUUACAUUGAAUAAAUAAUUGUGGAUUAAUUGCA